Messenger RNA from Colletotrichum destructivum, 1194 nucleotides. RefSeq names its product Putative O-methyltransferase domain, S-adenosyl-L-methionine-dependent methyltransferase superfamily. The record is from RefSeq and is a predicted model, not a curated record. Gene Ontology annotation, molecular function: O-methyltransferase activity. Lineage: Eukaryota; Fungi; Ascomycota; Sordariomycetes; Glomerellales; Glomerellaceae. Bases 1 to 1194 code for a protein of 397 amino acids. The transcript is spliced from 5 exons.
AUGUCGGACGCGGUGAAGACCUUUCUGCAAGCCGCCAACGGGCUCGCAGACUCCAUCGAGAACGAAGACGACCGAGUCAGGGUUCUUUCUGCGCUACAUGAGCUUGUCGGCAAGAUCGAGUCGCCGUGGGACACCCUUGUGAGAUUGUCUCUGAGUCAACCCAUGACAUCAGCCGCGUUGAAAGUACUCAGAGAUUUGCGACUCUUCGAGCGAUGGCAACAGAACGGAAACUCGCCGAUGACAAGCGCCCAGCUGGCAGGCCUAGCUAAUGGCUGUGAUGCCGCCCUUCUUCAUCGACUACUCCGCCUCUUGGCGGCAAACCACCUUGUUGAGAUGACACCCGAUGGGAAAUACAAGCCGACUCGGUUCUGCAUGAAGCUCGCCGAGCCGGACUUUGGCAUAACGGCCGAGUUCUAUCGCCAAUACUUCAUUCCCAUGUGCACCCACAUGCCGGAAUUCUUCGCCAAAACAGGCUACCAGAACCCCAGAAGGAGCCGUGUCACCAUCUUUGACUCCACUUUCAACUACGGGGGCGGGCUUUUCAAGUAUCUCGAGGAGCACCCCGACCAGGGAGAGACCUUCAACGUCGUGCAGAAGACGUCGACGUCGAUCCAGGCCAGGUGGACUUCGAUCUACCCCAGCCACAGGCUCCUCGACUACGAUCCGAAGCUGCCCCUCCUCGUAGAUGUAGGAGGCAGUGCUGGCCAGGAUAUCCAGUGCUUCUAUGAGAAAUAUCCCGAGACCGCGUCCGGGCUGUACCUCGAGGACCUCCCCGCCGUCCUCGCGGACAAGGCUUCCCCUCUCGCCAGGGGUAUCAACAAGGUCCCGUACGACUUCUUCACCCCCCAGCCCAUUAAGCAUGCCCGCGCCUACUACAUGCACCAGAUCCUCCAUGACUGGCCCGACAGGCCAGCCCGUAAGAUUCUCGAGAUGCAAAAAACGGCCAUGAGACCCGGGUACAGCAGGAUCCUAAUCCACGACCAUGUGAUCAACGACAACGGACCCGUCCACCCACACGCCGCCAGCUUUGACAUGGGCAUGAUGGCUUUUGGGUCUGCGCAAGAGCGUACGGAGAAGGAGUGGGAGGCGUUGAUCACUUCGGCCGGCCUCAGAAUUGUCAAGAUCUGGAGGAUUGCAUCCGCGGCCCAGGGCGUCAUUGAAGUCGAUUUGCCUCUGGAGAGGUCCAAGCUGUAG